UAGGGAAUAUUUGAAGGCGUUUUGUUGUGAGAGAAGAUAGAUAGGGCGGUUUGGUUAAAAGAAGUGGCAACCGCAAAUGGAUUCCUUAGGUGAUAGCAGCUGUUGGGAUUUUCUCGAUUACUCUUUCAUCGAUCAAGCGCCCCCUGAUUUCCUUUGGCCCAAUCAUAGUUUGAGCACUGAAAUUGAAAUUCCAGAUGAUGCUGUUGCUUGUGAGGAGAACACCAAGAAGAGGGGGCGUACUGAUUCAUGCUGUAAGGCGGGAUCAAAAGCAUGCCGUGAGAAAUUGCGGAGGGAGAGACUCAAUGAAAGGUUCUGUGACCUGAGCUCUGUUUUGGAACCUGGGAGACCUGUGAGAACAGAUAAACCAUCUAUACUUGAUGAUGCUAUCAGAGUCUUGAGCCAACUUAAGUCCGAAGCUCAGGAACUCAAAACAAAAAACGAAAAAUUAUUAGAGGAAAUAAAAUGUUUGAAGGCCGAGAAAAACGAACUUCGUGAAGAGAAACUUGUUCUGAAAGCAGAUAAGGAAAGGAUUGAGAAGCAGUUGAAAUCCCUGGCCAUUGCUCCGGCAGGGUUUAUGGCACCCCCUGUAGCUGCUGCUGCUGCAUAUCAAGCAGGGGUGAACAAGAUGGCUCUUUAUCCAAACUAUGGCUACAUUCCAAUGUGGCAAUAUCUUCCUCAGUCUGCCAGAGAUACAUCCCAAGAUCAUGAGCUUAGGCCUCCUGCUGCAUAGUGUUGCUUCUGUUAUGCCUCUGCAUCAUUUCACAACACUCUCAAAGUAUUGACAUGUAAAUACUGUCAUUGCUUUGAUUCUUUUUCUCCCUUUUUACUUGCUAUAAUGUGCUAAAUAGUUUUACAAGGAAAACUACGAUGGCUAUGACAUGAAAACUAUUGAUGUCCAAUGUAAAUUGCCCAUUCUUUGCUUCA
Molecule: messenger RNA, 924 nt
Organism: Vigna angularis (adzuki bean)
Lineage: Eukaryota; Viridiplantae; Streptophyta; Magnoliopsida; Fabales; Fabaceae
Product: transcription factor bHLH104
Exons: 5
Coding region: 77-730 (217 amino acids)
Biological process (GO): regulation of DNA-templated transcription; intracellular iron ion homeostasis
Molecular function (GO): DNA-binding transcription factor activity; protein dimerization activity
Source: RefSeq, a predicted model, not a curated record